UGCCUCUCAUCAGCAAAAAAUCGUGAGGGAGAGAAAGAAGAGAGAGAGAGAGAGAGAGAGAGAGAGAGAGAGAGAGAGAGAGAGGAGGAUGGAGAAGCCGCAUGGUCGUCUCAGCGCCGCAUCCUCUUCCUCUUCCGCUCCCUCUCCGACGUCGUCGUUCGCGAGUCUCCAAUCCUACGGGCGGGCGCUUGCGCAGACGCACCGGCGGCUGCGGCGGCGCGCUGGGUCGGUGACCACCACCUACGAAGAGAUGAGCCGGGUCAGGGCCCGGUCUGGGGCCGACAUGGACCGGUCCCUGCGGUGGCUGGACCUCGUCGGGUUCGGGAUCGGCGGCAUGGUCGGGGCUGGGGUGUUCGUGGCAACCGGCCGCGCUGCCAAGCUCUACGCCGGCCCCGCCAUCGUGCUCUCCUACGCCAUAGCUGGCCUCUGCGCCCUCCUCUCCUCCUUCUGUUACACCGAGUUCGCCGUCGAUAUGCCCGUCGCCGGAGGCGCUUUCAGCUACCUACGUGUCACAUUCGGGGAAUUUGCGGCGUUUUUGACGGGGGCGAACUUGAUAAUGGAGUACGUGUCCUCCAACGCGGCGGUGGCCCGGAGCUUCACGGCUUAUCUGGGCAGCGCCAUCGGGGUCGACACCACCGCCAAGUGCCGCUUCACCGUCGCCGGCCUCCCCGAGGGCUUCAACCAGAUUGAUCUUCUCGCCGUCGCCGUUAUCCUCCUUAUCUCCAUCUGUAUCUGUUACAGCACUAAAGAGAGUUCCGUGCUCAACAUGGCGCUGACAGCGAUCCACAUCGCCUUCAUCCUCUUUAUCAUCGUCGUGGGGUUCUGGCGUGGCCACGUCCGCAACCUGACCCACCCGGCGAAUCCGGGGGAGAGCCCCGGUGGGUUCCUGCCCUAUGGGGCUGCCGGAGUCUUCAACGGCGCCGCCAUGGUUUACCUCAGCUACAUCGGCUACGACGCCGUCUCCACCAUGGCGGAGGAGGUGCGCCACCCUGCGAGCGACAUCCCCAUCGGCAUCUCCGGCUCCGUCGCCGUUGUCACGCUCCUCUACUGCCUCAUGGCCGUCUCGAUGUCCAUGCUUGUCCCCUACGACGCCAUCGACACGGAGUCCCCGUUCUCGGCGGCGUUCGACGAAACCGCCGGAUGGGGAUGGGCGUCGAAGGUGAUCGGAGCAGGAGCAAGCUUCGGAAUGCUGACCUCGCUCCUAGUUGCCAUGUUGGGACAAGCUCGGUACGUCUGCGUCAUUGGACGGUCCGGAGUCGUCCCUGCCUGGCUCGCAAAAGUCAACCCGAAGACUUGUACUCCCGUCAACGCCUCGGCCUGCCUCGGAGUUAUUACGGCGGCGAUCGCUCUCUUCACCGACCUGAACGUCCUCCUCAACCUCGUCUCCAUCGGCACCCUCUUCGUCUUCUACAUGGUCGGCAACGCCGUCAUCUACCGCCGCUACGUCGCCGCCGGCUCCACCGAUCCGCGGCCGACCGUCUCCUUCCUGCUCGCCUUCUCCGCCGUCUCCCUCGCCUUCACGCUGCUAUGGAAGCUCGCUCCGGCAGGCACGGCCAAGGCGGUGCUCCUCGGCGCCUGCGCCGCAGCGGCCGUCGUCUUGCUGCAGGUGUUCCAGUCCCUGGUGCCGGAGGCGAGGAAGCCAGAGCACUGGGGGUUGCCGCUGAUGCCGUGGACUCCGGCCGUCUCCAUUUUCCUCAACGUCUUCCUGCUGGGGUCGCUGGACGCCCCGUCGUACUUGAGGUUCGCCGUCUUCUCGGGCUUCGCCGUGGUCGUCUACGUCUUCUACAGUGUGCAUUCCAGCUUCGACGCCGACGAAAAUGGCGAUCUAUUUAAAGUAGAAGACGAGCAUGUGGGGCUUGCGGGAAGAGCUUCGAGUGCUUCCGCAGUAUGAUUCGGAAUCGAGAAGGAAAGAAUUUGGCUUUUCAUCCCACUUCUUAAGAACCUGAAGGCAAAUGCCUUCUAUUAUUUUUCUCCUUCGUAUUUAUUUUUAAUUGGAUCGAAAGAAACUGAUGCACAGAAUCAGAGUGAAAGAAAAGGGUAACAAACAAUAUCACACCCGUAAACUGAAUUGUAAAAUUUCGAGUUAGAUUUCAAGGUCUCUGUGUUCAUGAUUGUUCUUUUUUUUUUUUGAAUCUUGUUCAAUGAACCUUAUCUUUCCAGUC
Molecule: messenger RNA, 2162 nt
Organism: Zingiber officinale
Lineage: Eukaryota; Viridiplantae; Streptophyta; Magnoliopsida; Zingiberales; Zingiberaceae
Product: cationic amino acid transporter 7, chloroplastic-like
Exons: 5
Coding region: 89-1891 (600 amino acids)
Biological process (GO): transmembrane transport; amino acid transport
Cellular component (GO): plasma membrane
Molecular function (GO): amino acid transmembrane transporter activity
Source: RefSeq, a predicted model, not a curated record